AUGUCUACCGCAAUGACAUCGUUGCCGUACGCGGUUGCCUUUGGCACUUGUGUGUUUUUGUACUUCGUUGUAUACCCUGUUGUUGUUUACUUCCGCGACGUUAAUGGACUUCGUCGUUACCCAAACAUGCACCCACUAUCGGGCAUAUCAUGGGUGCCUUUCAUGAUUCUCGCGCAUUCUGGCGAACGGUCAACCUACCUCUCCAAACUCCACCAGAAGUACCCUGUCAUUCGCACCGGACCCAAUGCUCUCUCUUACGGUGACUUGCGUGCCAUCAAGGACAUCUACGGCCACAACACCCCUUGUACAAAGGACGGACAAUACGUUGUUGGUGCUGGAUCCCACUACCAUCUAGCCGAUGUAGUCGACAAGCACGACCACGCUCGCAAGAGGAAGACAUUGAGCUCGGCAUACGCCCUAAAGAACCUUGAAGGUUGGGAACACAAGGUCGCCGAUAAGACGUACAAGCUACUCAAGCAUCUGGAUUCGUGUUGCACUGCUCCACUGAAGCGCGGGGAGACAGUAAAGCCCGAAGAUGUCAACGUUGAUUUCCGAAAGUGGGCCAACUUCUUUACUCUCGAUGCUAUCGCCGACAUCGGUCUCUCCGAAAAGCUUGGUUUCCUUGAUCGCGGCCACGACCGAGUGACCGGACGACGCACUGAUGGCACCACAUACGAGUGCGAACUUCGACCUGCAUUGUACCAAACUGCCCGCAAGCAAUCUUUGCUCAUCUGGAACUACGAGUGGUACCCAUUCAUCGAUAAGAUCUCCAACCUCAUUCCGUUCUAUGGCCGUAUGGGCAAGCUCUCUAAACUCUGGGACGGCAUUCCUGUGGAACUCGCGCACCGCCGUCUGCAGAGGUACCGUGCUGGUGAGAAGCUCGAUGACUUUUUCCAAGCACUCAUGGAAGACAAGAAUGGGCACCCGAACAACCUCGAAUGGGGCGAGAUUGUGGCCGAGAUCAGCAUCAUGAUGAACGCCGGCUCUGCAACGACCGCCAUCGCCAUUACGAACAUCAUCUAUCAGCUCAUCAAGAAUCCUGAGGUUUUGAAGAAGGUCACAGAGGAGAUCGAUGCUGCGGUUGAAGAUGACGAGGGAGAGGAUGAGAGCGGAGUGAUCGCAUACGACAAAGUGAAGCAUCUCCCAUACUUGCGAGCGUGCUUGGACGAGUCCCUUCGCCUCUUCCCACCUACUCCUCACGGCUUGCCGCGCGAAACGCCCGCCGACGGUACAAAUAUCCUUGGCGACUACAUCCCCGGUGGCGUCACAGUCUCCAUGUCUGCGCUCGUGGCACACCGACAGGAAUCAGCCUUUCCGCAAGCCGACAAAUUUAUCCCUGAGAGAUUCCUGGGCGAGGAAGGUAAAGCACUCCAGCCGUACUUCCUUUCCUUCUCCGCGGGUGCCCGAGGAUGCAUCGGACGCAACAUCUCGUACCUGGAACAAGCUGUCGUCGUCGCGAGUCUGCUCCGAAGAUACAACUUUGCUUUGAGCAGUCCUGAUUGGCAGCUUCAGAGGCUCGAAACAAUGAACUGGAUAUUGGGUGACAUGCCAGUUAAGGUGUGGAGGAGAGAGCGGAAGUCGGCCUCGAGCGAGUGA
Molecule: messenger RNA, 1596 nt
Organism: Didymosphaeria variabile
Lineage: Eukaryota; Fungi; Ascomycota; Dothideomycetes; Pleosporales; Didymosphaeriaceae
Exons: 2
Coding region: 1-1596 (531 amino acids)
Molecular function (GO): iron ion binding; oxidoreductase activity, acting on paired donors, with incorporation or reduction of molecular oxygen; monooxygenase activity
Source: RefSeq, a predicted model, not a curated record